Molecule: messenger RNA, 1074 nt
Organism: Vicia faba (fava bean)
Lineage: Eukaryota; Viridiplantae; Streptophyta; Magnoliopsida; Fabales; Fabaceae
Source: the annotation of a GenBank genome assembly
AUGCCUUUCACGAUGAAGAUUCAGCCGAUCGAUUCUCAGGUGCCGGCCGAGAGGAUUAAGCCGGUUGUCAAGUCGCGGCUGAAGCGGCUCUUUGAGCGUCAGUUCUCAGGUGUUCUGAAGAAUCCACCGGUGGAGAAGAUCGGCGGCGAUGAGGUGCAUGCACGCAAGGACGGUAACGGUAACGGAAAUGGAACCGUUGAUUUUGAACCAAGCUCGGUUUGUUUGGCGAAGAUGGUGCAGAGUUUCAUUGAAGAGAAUCAAGAGAAACAUUCCGUUUCCUGUGCUCGUAAUUGCUUCAACGGAAACUUCGACGAUAGCUCCGACACUGAACCUCACGCGCUCGGUGGUUCUUCGUCCGGUGAAGUGUAUGAAACCCUCAAGGGUCUGGUGGCGUGUCCAAAUGUUUAUGAAAAGAAUUUGUUAGCGGAAAUAGCAAAGAUAAUUGAGAAGAACAAAACUGUGUGCAAACGCAAAGACGAUAAUUGCAGAAAGACUAUAACUGAUGGAUUGUUAACUCUUGGAUACGAUGCUUCAAUUUGCAAAUCUCGCUGGGAAAAAUCCACUUUCUGUAUCGCCGGGGAGUAUGAAUACGUUGAUGUGGUAAUGGGAAAGGAGAGGGUGAUAAUAGACGUUGACUUCAGGUCAGAAUUUGAGAUUGCUAGAUCAACCAAGUCUUACAAAGCGAUUCUCCAGACGCUUCCUUAUGUAUUCGUAGGAAAGAGUGAUCGCUUACAAAGUAUUGUAGCCAUAGCUUCUGAGGCAGCAAAACAGAGUCUGAAGAAAAAGGGUCUGCAUGUUCCACCAUGGAGAAAACUCGAAUACGUUAGAUCAAAAUGGUUAUCUCCUUACACAAGAACCACACCACCUCUGUUUUGCAAUUGGCCUCGUGAAGAAACUGAGAGAAAACAGAGGCUUUUGAUGGGUGAUGGUGGUGGUGACUCUGAAGUGAGCCGUGAUGAGCCAGAGUCAAAAGUGGUGGUUGAAUGGAAGCCACCAGAAUUGAAACCCAAAAGCUCGCUGACUGGAGUUAAGGUUGUGACUGGUUUGGCAGCUGUCUUUCGUGAAAAUCCAUGA